Laetiporus sulphureus 93-53 is the source of this 507-nucleotide messenger RNA. RefSeq lists its product as uncharacterized. NCBI's taxonomy places the organism in Eukaryota, Fungi, Basidiomycota, Agaricomycetes, Polyporales, Laetiporaceae. Bases 1 to 507 code for a protein of 168 amino acids. The record is from RefSeq and is a predicted model, not a curated record. The transcript is spliced from 2 exons.
AUGUCAGUGUUCUCAUCCGAGGAGGUCACAAAUGUAGAUAUUCUCUGUAUGCCAACAGCUCAGAAGGCAGACAAGCGGGUGAAGAAAAUCCAGUGCUUUCUUGAAGAGCCACAAAAAUUGAACAGACUGAACGAGAAGGAGUUCAACAGGUUUGCCUGCAAGGUGGCACAUUUCUUUGUAUGGGAAGGUGGCCUCCUGGAGGGUCUGGGCAAGGGGGCUGUAGUCAAAGUUUCAGGCCAUGUCCAACAUGGAUGCAAUGAGGAGCAGAAAUUGGGGGCUGCUUACAAGGGUAGAGAGCUCAUCUUGGAGGUGCUCAUGUUGUUCGAGGGAUUCAGCAAAGGCACGGGAAAGGCGGGCAAGGGAAAAGCUGAAUUCGGUGUUCAGAAGGGAUACCAUUUGGAGAUCAUGUAUGAGGAUGAGAAGUGCGAUGCAGUCAUGAUGAAUGGAGCUGCAGAAUUCAGCCUUCAAGUCAAUGGCCUUCUCCUCUACAGCAUCAUGGAUCAAUGA